Molecule: messenger RNA, 1216 nt
Organism: Triticum urartu
Lineage: Eukaryota; Viridiplantae; Streptophyta; Magnoliopsida; Poales; Poaceae
Cellular component (GO): mitochondrial matrix
Source: RefSeq, a predicted model, not a curated record
CGCAUCCAUUCCCCGGUGCGCUCCUGUCGUCCAGGCAAAGAGUCGAGCACAUGGCGCGCGCCCUCCUCCGCCACCGCGGCGCGCUCCCCUCUCUCCUCUCGCCGGCCGCCCCCACGGCGCCCAGGCUGGUCCCGUCAUUCUCCUCCGCCGCCGCCUCCGCCCUCGCGUCGCUGCGCUCCCCGCUCGACGAACGCCUGCUCCGCCUCCUGCGUUCCGAGAUCUCCUACGUCGCCGACCGCCGCCCUCCCCACCAGCCGCCGACGGGCUUCAAGUCCUUCGCCGUGGAGGACCGCCCGGGGGAGCAGUGGGUGCGCCUCCGCGCCGCCCGCCGAGGCGCCGGGGCCGGGGAGGAGGCCAUCAAGAUCGACGCCACCUUGUUCGACGGCGUCGCGGAGCUGCCCCCCGACGCGUCCCUCUUCAACCGGGUCGAGGCGCUCGAGCAAGGGCCGCGCCUCCACCUCAGCCUCAUCGUCGAGGUGGCCCGCGCCGACCGCGUCCUCGGCUUCAUCUGCUCCGCCUGGCCCGACCAACUCGCCGUCCGCCACGUGCUCACCCUCAGGGGCGCCGGCGCCGCCACCGACGACCGCGGUGCCCGCGACUUCACGAAGCUGGAGCCUGCGGAGAGGGAGGUGGUGAAGAAGUUCCUGCAGGAGAGGGAGGUGGAUGCCGAGCUUGCAGAGUUCUUGCACGACUACGUAGCGAACAAGGAGAAGAUGGAGAUGCUCCAGUGGCUGAAGACAGUCGAAUCGUUCGUCGAGAAGUAAGCUAAGGAGUUGCAGGCUUGUUAGCAGUGGGUGUGGCCAGGCUCUAGCCGAAGAAUCAAACAUGUCUUGAAGUGACAAUGAGGUAUCACUGGAUAUGGAGCACAUUCCAGCAAACAGUACUGAAGUGACAGGUAAAGAACUAAUGUUUGCUAGUUUCAAGCUCACCAGAAGGGCAGAGUAAACAAGUGAUCAUCACCAAUAUUGAGAUGUCUUUGACAGAGCAUAUCUCUGGUCUUAACUCUGUCCAUGAGCAUUAGCCAAGCAAAAACCUUGUGUUUCAUGAUACUCCCUCUGUAAACGAAUAUAAGAGUGUUUAGAUCACUACUUUAGUGAUCUAUAAACACUCUUAUAUUUCUUUACGGAGGGAGAACAUUUUUUACUUCCAAAUCAUGGUGAUAUUACCUGUGUGGAUUAAGCUCUCUGAAAUACUCCCUCCGUUCACUAUUGUAAGA